CGAAGCCGGAGUUGGACUUGAUGAAGGAGAUCGCGGGAAAGGUCUGCACCCUGCCGGCUAUGUCUGAGGAGGUGUCCACCUACCUGCAGAAGGUCACCUACGCCAUGAACAAGGCCAACUGCUACGAUUUGGCCUCCUGGACCACCACCCUCGCUCCCUUCGUCACCGACGCCAAGGCCGUCGAGAGCAUCAUGAACGAGUUGGCGCGAACGCUGAUGAAGAGGAAGAGUUGUUUCAGCGAGCAGACUUGUUCUUUCAGCAUACUGGGGACUAGCGAGCGGACUUGUUCCUGCAACAUACAACUGCGAUACCCCUCGCUGGAUACAUCACAAUAGUGGGUCUACCUCUACGCCUCGCUGGAUAGUGUGUCUACGUCUGCUCGAACAUGACAAUCUGUACUGAUACGUAGCCCUAGUCCUACUUCCACCGCCACCUGUCGUAGUGACUGACAGUUUUUCACUCUUCCAAGUCGUCCAUGAAAAACAAUACAACAUUCUUGGUGCGCUUUGGAGUAAUUAUUUAAAAAUAGUUUUUGGAAUUGGAUUUGGAUCCAGGUCCACUACUUAACAGCACAAGGCAUUUUAGUGUUCUUGAUCCAUAAGCGUUGAUUAUAUUCUGGUAUUGAACUCUUUUAGAGCCUUCUCGUAUAAUAUUUGCGAGCCUGCUAUUGAACAACUCUUUUAGAAGAACUUAUAAAACUUUAGAUCUUCACCAGAGGAGAACACCAGCGGAAACUCCGUCCUCCUCUGAUGUGUAUCUCUUGCUCACGAUCAUUUUUAUGUUUCCCACGUAGGUGCUCCUUCUUGUUCUCCUUCCUCUCAACUACACCUGAACGAAGCGCAGCACACGAUUAUUUCAUGAUAGUCGGGCAAAAACACUGUUCUUACAAAACACGAACAUGUCUUCAUAUCCGGACUCUUUAUGGGAACAAGGUAUAACGCGUCAGAAUGUAGAAAUAUGAGAUAGGGUAUUGCUCCGC
Molecule: messenger RNA, 979 nt
Organism: Amoebophrya sp. A25
Lineage: Eukaryota; Dinophyceae; Syndiniales; Amoebophryaceae
Source: the annotation of a GenBank genome assembly